GGCCAAUAUUGCGAAAUACGAAGAUGGCGAAAGAUUUGAUACGAAUGCCAACCUUAUCGGAAGUUGAUUUGUCUGGCUUGAGUGAGUGGGAGAAAUCCAGCAUUUCCUCCGUAAUGGAGAAGGCAGAGGAGAUACAAAAGAGGGAAGAGAACAACUUAUUGAGGCAAAAAAUGGAAGGUCAGCUAAGCAAGUGGACAAAUCUGAUGAAGGGUUGGCAAUAUCGAUGGUUUGUCUUGAAUUCUGAAACUGGCCAUCUAGAAUAUUAUGUGGACAAAAGCAAAUGGACUCAUGGUUCAGAACCAAGGGGUUCAGUGCAUUUGAUGGGUGCUGUAAUAGCCCCAAGUGAUGAAGACUCUGUAACGUUUAGUGUAAAUGCAGCAAAUGGUGAUCUUUUCAAACUGAGAGCUUCUGAUGCCCGAGAACGUCAACAGUGGAUCAAUAAGAUACGAAUGAUUUCUGAGAUGCAUUCUACACAGCUUGUUAAUAAAGUUCAACAAAGCAGCCAGACAAUAGGUCAGGCGAGUGCAAUUCCGUCGAGUGGUAAACAACCUCAAGGUCAAAAUCUUGUCAAUGCCUUAACAACGGCCGAUAAUACUGACUUGUCGUCCAGCAAGGAACGCAUUACCACAAUAUCGUCUGAGGUGCUCGAGUAUAUGGAGGUUAUCAAUGAACUUCUAAAUACCACGGAAGCGCAACAGAUGGCAUUCAUAAACAAAAUAGAGGAGGCUCCGAAUGAUGGUGAAACAGUUAAUCCUUUGAGCAAGGAUGUGUUGAUAACGAAGGCUACCGCCCAGGCAACGCUUCACUGUCUCUAUCAAUGCCUGGCUAUAUUGCAGAAGCAGAUUGACGAUACGCGUGAUGUUGCAAGGAACUCUGGAAUACCUGAAGACGCCUCAAUACAAUGGUUUGGUCCGCCUGAUACAAAAACAGUGCCAUAUUCACAGCAUCCGCAUCUACUACAUUCGCACAGCAUUCCAUCAAUACCGUCAUCCUCCGGUAGCGUCAGCGGUGGUAAAAAGACUUCUCUGCCGUGUUGUAUCGACAAUUUUGUUGACGGUGUUGAACUCGAGUCACAUUUACAUGAUGAGGUAGACGACGAAUCCGUGAACAAUCAGGCAUUUUCCUUGGAGAAUGAAAAUAUGGAGGAGCAUAAAAGCCUAAUUCUUCAUUUACUUUCAAAACUUAAACUUGGUAUGGAUCUAACCAAGGUUCCUCUCCCUACAUUCAUCCUUGAACCACGAAGCUCACUAGAAAUGUUCGCCGAUUUCUACGGCUAUCCUGAUCUAUUUCUGAAAAUAUCAGAGGAACAUUCAGCGGAAGAGCGUAUGUUAGCGGCAGUUCAAUAUUAUCUGACUUCGUUUUAUGCGGCUAGAAAGGGUCAUUAUUCUAAAAAACCGUACAACCCUGUUCUCGGUGAGAUCUUUCAAUGUUCUUGGAAUACCUGUGCCAGGCAAACGCACGGUGACGUAUCAAACACUGAGACUACCGAGGAGUCACGUGACUGCAGGCUGCGGUACGUCGCUGAACAAGUAUCCCAUCAUCCUCCAGUUUCGGCAUUUUAUGUUGAAUGUCCUCAGAAGAAUGUCUGCAUGAACUGUCAUAUUUGGACGAAAUCAAAGUUUUACGGAAUGUCUAUCGGAGUUGAGCUUAUUGGAGAUGGUGUUUUGACCUUAUUAAACCACGACGAAGAAUAUGUGUUCACAUUUCCAAAUGCAUAUUGCAGGUCAAUUUUAACUCGCCCGUGGACAGAACUUGGUGGUAAAGUGAACAUAUCGUGUUCAAAAACUGGCUAUAGUUCCUCGAUAACGUUUCAUACCAAACCAAUGUACGGCGGUGUACGAGAUAAUAUCACAGGAGAAGUUAAACAUCUUCCAAGUGGCCGUGUUGUUUGCAGGAUCAAUGGACAGUGGACAGAGAAAAUAGAGAUGAUGUUUCCUGAUAAAGGGGUGCAGCAUUUAAAAGUGCUCGAACCGAAGGUGAUGACGAAGACUUGUAAGAAACUACGGCCUCUGUCCUUACAGCAAGACAAUGAAUCCAGAAAAUUGUGGAAUCUCGUAACGGAGGCAGUGAGGAAUGACGAUAUAGAUAAGGCAGCUGAAGAAAAGCGGAAGCUUGAAGAGGACCAAAGAGUGGCAGCCAGGCAACGAGAAGAGUCAGAGACGCCUUGGAAAACGAAGUUAUUCCAUCAACAUGGUGAAAAGUGGCUGUACAAUCAUCAUCUGAGCCUGCGACGAAAGAGAUUACACAGCGCAUCAAGAAAAAGGCAAGAUACUAAGCCGACGACCACGUGACCCCUACAGGGGUAAUCGAUUUUAUCCUCUUACAAAUCAGCAAUCUUCGUAUGUAAAAUGCGCACAGAUUUAAUCGUUUCCGGGUUUUUGACUCCUCGGAGAGCGGAAUUGAUGAAGUUCACAUGAUUCUACUUACGUUGACCAAAUGAAGUAAAUACACCUAUAGAAUGAUCACUCUUUAAAUUUUUAGUUGGAUGGGCGUACACUUGUAAAAUCUAUGUAACCAGAAGGGUAACUCGGUCGCCAUCUUUGAAGCAAAUUUAAAAUCGAGUUGUAGGAUGCUUGUUAUUGUCUUCCCAUUUGACGAUCGCGCUUUCCUACAAUUGGGUUUCAAAUAUGGCGGGUAAUAACCGUCACCUGCAUCCCCAAUUACGCGUCUUUGGACGGUCCAAAUAGAACCUUGAACAAGAUAUCGUCAUUCUUAAAAAUUGUUAGUAAGUGAACUCCGUGAAAACUGAAAUGAUAACUAGGUCGCCAUCUUUGAAGCCAAUUUGAAGCUGAAUUUAAGGACCAUUGCUAGUCCGUUUCUAUUGUUUUUUUUAUCAAUAAUAAAAAGAGACUGGCUUCGGUCCUCAAAUUAUCUUCAAAGAUGGCGUUUCAAAGAUUCCUGUAGUUCACAUUUCGGAAAGAAUUCCAGUUGUAUUUACUUCAUUUCGGUUGGCUGUUGAUUUUAAUAUGACACUGGAGCAAGAUGUCGAAUGGACUCCCGCUUGUAGAGUACGAAUGACGUUUUACCGUACAUUGCUUGAAAUUUCUUGCUCGAAAUAUAUUUGAUGCUUCUUAUGAUUCAAAUAAUGCAGCAAAUUAGCUGUAAGUCAGCAAUGGUAAAAAAAAGAAGGGCAAUGUCUGGGGAAGAAAGGCGUUUAACUAGCAUGAUUAAGUGUGGAGAAAGGAAAUACUUAACAAUGAAUUGGAUAUACAUUGACACAUCGUAAAACGAGCUAUCGAAAAACAAAUACUUUAAAAAAGAAAUUUCACGCCGAAUAGCCUGAUAGGAACGAGAUCUUCCUUUAACGGGCUGACAUGAAACUAAACCUAAUCCUGGCUAAACCUUCUCAAAUGAACAAGCCCUUAGAGGAAUUCACUGGUCUGAAUUCACUGAAGUUCCUCCAUUGAACUUUAGUAUAUAUCUAGGAGCCUAUACCUUGAAAGGCUAAACAAGCUCAAUAUAUUUGUCAGGAGCCUAAUCGUCUGGAGGUCAAAUUCGCGUUUACAUCGCGCCGAAGAACUUGGCUCUAGAGUCUAGACGCUGGGUAGCCUUGCAUCUAUCUCUUAGUUCAAUUAGUUCUUCCAUUGCAGUGAACUACACAACUUAUAUAGUUAUAUUGUGAUAUUGUUCUGUGAUCAAUUUCCGUGGCGUCAUACCUUUGCUGGAUGCCUCCCACUGCAUUCAAAAUUACGCCGACUGGCGUUAGAAGAGCAAUAAAGCUUGGCUCUCGUAAACAUUCGCGGUCUU
Molecule: messenger RNA, 3747 nt
Organism: Dendronephthya gigantea
Lineage: Eukaryota; Metazoa; Cnidaria; Anthozoa; Malacalcyonacea; Nephtheidae
Product: oxysterol-binding protein-related protein 11-like
Exons: 23
Coding region: 24-2291 (755 amino acids)
Biological process (GO): intracellular protein transport
Cellular component (GO): membrane; cytosol; intracellular membrane-bounded organelle
Molecular function (GO): sterol binding; small GTPase binding
Source: RefSeq, a predicted model, not a curated record